Molecule: messenger RNA, 2659 nt
Organism: Saccostrea cuccullata (small rock oyster)
Lineage: Eukaryota; Metazoa; Mollusca; Bivalvia; Ostreida; Ostreidae
Exons: 6
Coding region: 878-2050 (390 amino acids)
Source: RefSeq, a predicted model, not a curated record
GGUAGAGUACAUUAAAACACUUGGUAAACCUACACGCUGCUCUCUCUGUGAACGUUCUCAGCUGACGUCAUUACGAGAUGUCAGAAUAACACAGCGGGACUACCUUGAUGAGGAAUACUCGUAUCCAACCAUCUAGCUUAACCUUACAGUACCGAAGCCUUCAGUUCUCAGAUCAUUUUUUCCAGGUGGAAUUUCCUUGACCUCUAGCAGUAACAACAAAUCUUUAACUGCUGAUUAUGAGUUUAAAACACUUUAUAGACUGCAUGACUUUUCAAAGUACAGUUAUUCCAGCCCUGAUAGUGAUAAAAAUUAUCAGAGAACUUUGAGUUUCCCAUGUUUUAUGGGAUUCCGACAUGAACCGUGUUAUCUGCUGAAUACAAAGUGUACUCUGCUUCCAUCACAUCCGUAUCGAGCUUAUCCAUGUUAAAAACAAGUUUUGAAGAAACAGCGGUUUCAGAACGUACUUACAAUAUCACGACGUAUAAAGUUUCUGGUAUGUAUAAUUUCUUCCUCUGUAAAGUCCGGUGUUGUUGACUUCUCAAUAUUUAAUGAAGAAACUAAAAAACAUUUUGGUUCCUGUAUUUAUCUUAGCUGUUGGUUAUUUUGAAAGAAGGUGGUAAAAAGUCUUUUGCAUGCAUUUUUGAUUUAAAGCAAUGCAAAGAAUGACAUGUUGCCAUGUGGGUGUUUCUCUUGCUUGUUGUUGCCUUUUGAAUAUUUUAUUAGCUACAAUAUUUUAUUAGCUCAAUGUAAAGAAUGAUAGCUUUUUUCAGUUUACUGUCUAGAUUCAUGGAAAUCCACGAUAGCUGUUGCUUUCUCUCCUGAGGAAGAAGACGUCUCAUAUGUGUUUGAACCUGUUCCAGAUAAUGUAACAUUCCAAAUGUACAACGUUUCGCUAAUAGAUGCAUAUAAUAACACAUUGUAUAGGCAUCAGCGUAUUUUCAAAGAACAGCCAACUCAGAAUGUCUUUCUGGACGUAGAGGAUGGAAUUUAUAAUAUUUUAAGAGAGGUGAAUACUACAGACUAUAAUUGUCCAGAGAGUUGUAGAUACACAAGGUCUCACAGUUUCAUAGUUGGAAAUUUUCAACCAUUACAAGUUAGAGUUAGGGGAGACAGCAAAGACCCUACUGAGCUAAUAAAAAUGGCAGCCAUUUUGAUUGGUAGUGGGGUUGUUUUACUUCUGUUACUCCUUGGUAUCCUUUGUCACCUUCGGCGGAAAAAAGAUUACGAUGUGCCAGUUUUUUUAAACGGACUUCUGAUUUAUUCCAGUGAUAGUAGAAAAACCAAUACUUUAGCCAGUGAAUUUGCAAAAUUCUGCAUGGAAAAAAUACAAAUACACAUUUCUUAUCUGAAACCCCAAAAUGACAUCGUUCUAAGAGAUUAUACAACAUGGCUCAAUAGAAAACUUGAGAGAUCAAAGAUAAUUAUCAUAUUUUGGACUCCAGAGUUUAUUCGGGAGCAAGAAGAAGGUGUUAUUACUUCCAGCCAUUUAAAAACAGGUGUUAAUCUAGCACUGAAUUUAGAACACAACGUCAAUAGGAAAUUAGCAUGCAUAUAUUUUAACAAAUCACACAAAACAUCUAUUCCAAGCGGCCUUUGGAUGACAGCUCGUAUAUUUUUAUUUCCAGAACAAUUCUCUCAUUUCUGUUCUUAUAUAAGAAAACACAAAUCCAUUCGAAAUUACAAAUUGACUAAAGCACUCAAACGCGCAAUUUUUUAUUUAAAUAUAAAUAAUAGGGCAGUGGAAACAACCAACGAUUGUCACACUAUCCCUGCAAGACAUAUAAAUGAUGAAAAAAUAGAAUCUGAUGAUGAAGAUGAUAUUAUUUCUAAUGAUGGUCAUCACAUUUUGUGGAAAUCUAAAUCGUGUUGGAGGGAAAAUCAACCCUUGAUGGGAACUUAUGAUUCAAUGACUUCGUUUUCCGAUUCCCCACAUGUUAAAAAGAAAUCAACUUUCAUUGAGAACCCAUCAUUACAAGACAAAAGUAAGAGUCAAAUGUCAACUGGAAUAUCAAAAAGGAUACCAGCCAUGGUACAUGAACGUAUCGUCUGAUAGCGUUCCUACUCUGAAAUUAUUUGGAUCAGGUACAAACAGUGAGCACAGUCAUUCAAGCAGAAGUCCUAGCUCUAGUAUUUAUAGCAUUACUAGACUACAAUUAAAGAAAAUUCCUUCCACUUUGGAAGAUAAAGAUCUGCCCUCUCAAUCUUCAGGUUAUGAAGACUGUGAACCUAUCAAAACACCACAUUCGUCAUAUGAAUCACUGAACUCUUCAUGCACUUCAGCUCCACAUCUUUAUCAGGAAUUAUUACCAACUACUGAAACAGGGCAAAUAAAUGUACAAGACUUGGAUAGCAAAGAGGCUUAUCCCAAUGCCAGUGUCAGAAAUAGUAAAACUGUUCACGGUAUUGACGUUUUGCCAUACUGUAUGAAGUGUUCAAAGGUACCAUCCAAAGAAGACAGAACUUCAGAGAGUUUUCGUGACAAUAAUGAUAAUUACAGUAACCGCAGUGAAAAUAUAACAAGUUUAGACAUUGAUACUUGUGAAUUUACAUAGCAUCAGCCACCAAAACGUACUAUUUUCCUGAUAAACUGAACAUAGAAUAGAUUUGAUUAAUAUGUAUCAUUAAAUUCAAUGUUGCUAUUAGGGAAAAUUAUGUUUUC